Haliotis rufescens (red abalone) is the source of this 8579-nucleotide messenger RNA. Its product is annotated as afadin- and alpha-actinin-binding protein B-like. The record is from RefSeq and is a predicted model, not a curated record. NCBI's taxonomy places the organism in Eukaryota, Metazoa, Mollusca, Gastropoda, Lepetellida, Haliotidae. The coding region runs from base 19 to 1872 and encodes 617 amino acids. The transcript has 14 exons.
UUUACCUGUGAGAGGCAAAUGGAUAAAUUUCAAGUUGACAGUUUCUGCAAUAUGGCUGAUUGGACAGCUGUAAAGGAGCAGGCGGAUGAUCUGAUUGCAUUAUAUACCUCUCGGUCAAGUUCACAGAUUAGAAUGAAAGACAAUCAUGAAUCACAAAUAUGGUUUCCCCAAACCCCAGGACAUGCAGAUGGAGAAACCACAUUCUGUACUUCAGAUAAUUUACAGAGUUGUCUCACCUUCCUUGAUCAGGAACUCCAGGUGAUUGGUUUUGCUUCCUUCCAGCCAGAGGCCGGUGUUGCCGUGUCAACAGUUGCCCUGGUGAACAGAUUGUAUGAUAUUCUCAGAUUAUACCAGAGGAGCAACAGAUUGAAAGAAGAACUGGAAAAUAGAUUACAUAGAUGUAACAGUGAGCGAGAUCACUACAUAUCCACCAACGCCAGGUUGAAGAGGGAGAGCGAGGGGGUGGAGAAGAACCUGGCUCGGCAGGAGGAGAAACACAGGCAGCUGGCUCUCAAACACAAAACACUCGCUGGCAAACACAAAACAGAUAAAGAGGAGGUGAAGCGCCUUCAGUCUGUGCUACAGCAGAAAGAUGUUCAGUCUCGGCAUGAGAUGAAGAAACAUGAGAAGGAAGCCAUCAAACUGAAGGAUCGACUUCAUCAACUUCUAGCAGAUAAAAACCCAGCUCGUAAAAUAGGUAUGAGUAUGAUGAAUGUGCUUCAGAGAGCAGACGGUCAGAGAGCCACGUGGCAGAACUCAGGACACAAAAAGGAGGAAGAGAUGUACCAGCUGGUUAUUGACAAUUAUGAGGGCAAGCAGAAGGAGUUGAUGGUUGAGAACAAUGAUCUCCGCCAGUGUGUGAUGCACAUGCAUCGAGAACUUGCUUCAGUCCUUGACAGAACUUCCAACUCUCAGCCCAUCCCUCCACCUGAAGCUGAGUUGUCCCAGGAUGCCUUGUCAUCCUCGUCGGAAGAGGAGGAAAUUGACGAUGUCAGCUCUGUUGUAUCUUCACGCAUGACAGUUGACGACCUUGAGUUGUCGGAGGGUCAUUUCCAAAUGCCAUAUGACAUUGUCCGAACAGACUUUGAGAAACAAUUCAAAACAGUAUGCAAGAAAAUAAGAAAGAAAAUGAAGAAAACAGCUGACAUUACUCCAGCUUCAGUGAACAAAAGUCGAAUACUCCCCCUGGUGAGCAAGGCGGAGACCGAUCGGACAAGGGAGGAGCUGGAGAGACUGAACUGUCAGAUGACCAAGUACAAGAAGAUCAUCAAGCAGCAGGAGGAGCUCAUUCAGCAAUCCAUCCAGUCCCAGACCAAGUCAGUACAGAGUACAUUCCUGCAUGAAACUCAGCUCCUGGAUGAGAAGGAAUGUCUGUCAGAACAGAAGAAAUUCUUCUACCAGGAGAAGGCCAACUUCGAGGAGGAGAGACGCAAGUUUACAGAGGCAGCCAUCAAACUGGGCAGGGAGAGACAAGCAAUCCAGAAUGAAAGGUCCAAUUUGCUUUUGAAACAGUUUUUCAACCUUACUCCAUUCAAAGAGGCAACAAGUCCUAUGCCAAAGAAAGAGGGUGCCCGCCUUCUUCCUGCCACGCCCUUCUUCUCCCCUGCCCCGGGGGGUAAGGCCAAAACUCCGUCCACAACAGACUUCUACAGAAGCCUUGGUAUUACUCCAGUGGUCAGCAAUGGCUGUGGAGUGAGGAAAGCAGCAAGCGUUGAAUCCGUCCGAACCACAGCAUCCAAGCGUUCAGCUAGCAGCACCCACAGCUCUCCAGCCUCUCUACAGCUCAUGUCCUCAGAUAACAUAGACUCCCUCAGGAUGAAACUCUUCCAUAAGGCCAAUUCCACAGCUAAAGAUAUGGAGGAUGAAUCAUAGGUUAUCUCCCCUGGGCACAGUGAACAUUUGAAAAAACGAUAACAGAUUUCAACAUUAUCGUUUGAAAUUUAUUCAUUAUCACAUGGAUACAGAGCCUAACACAUGACAGUACAAACAUUCAUGAAGAUGUUGAUGCUGUUGUGAAGACUGAUGCAUUAUGUUUAUAUUGACACAAAUGGCCGAUUUGAAAAAAUUUGUACAAUUAUGCAUUCUUGGACAAAGUUAACUUUCAUUUAUCUUUAACAGUAUAUAUAAGGAUUUUGUUUAUUAUUUACUCUAAAUUGAAGGCCUGAAAGUUUAUUUCAGGAACUGUAAUUAUUUACAAUCUUUAUAUGUGAUUACGGAGCUUGGUGCUAAUUUUUUGGAGGGUAUUACAACGUGAACAGAUAUAACAAAGUGGAUCAAAAUAUCUUUUAAUUGUUUGAUGACUUUGCCACACUGAUAAGCUCUGUGAGGCCAAUUCAGGAUUAUAUCAGGUAUGCUUCACAACCUUUCCAUGUCCUCACCAUUCCAUAACUGACUCGUGUAUAAGCAACUAUCAUCUACCCGAGGCAAGGGCGUUAACUGACUCUGAAAGUCCAGUUUCCACCCUUGUCGAACUAGACUGGAAUUUCCAGGCUCAAUCGUAGCGCCACCAGUGGCUAUUGCUAGUUAUAUGUCCCUCCUAUUGACCAAUCAGAUUCCAUGUCACACAUCACUUGCAUUUGCUUCAAACAAAAUAUUCCGCAAAGUGCAUCAAAUCACCUUUAUUAAAAACAUCAAAAGAUUUGCAAAAUGUCUGUCGACGCCCAUUUGACAUAACACAUGCUUUGCAAAUCCUGCAGUUGACCAAAAUCUGGACAUUGAAAUCAAAGUUGUUUAUGAACCAGAUUUUUAGUUCGUUUAGCAAUUUUGAUUGGACUCUGCAUAGACUUAUUAGUCCAGCGAAAAUGUAACUCCAGAAAUCCAGCCUAGUUCGGCAAGGGUGGAAACUGGAGUUUUAUAGUCAGUUAACGCCCUUGCCUCGGGAAUAUGUGUGACUAUAGGGUAGCUGCCAUGAACCACUUCUAUCCUUAUACAGGCAGCAUGCACUAACAUCCCUGUUUUACAAUAUUUGGACAACUCUCUUGUUUUAGAAAUUGUGAAUUGUAAAUAGAAUGUUUUAAUAGUGCCUAUGAAACUAUUUUGUCAUGCGAUCUCAUCCAUUGAAUAUUUACAACUAUAGUAUUGACACAGGCAGUUAAUUGACAGUGAUUUGCUAUUGACAAGCUGACACAGUUUGUGUGUGAAUUGAGUUUGUUAUGUAUGUUACAUAUCAAGUAUUUUGUGUUGUGGUGCCUAUGUCAAAACUGAUAUAAACUGUGUUUUAUGUAUCAAAGAAUGUGUUUGACUGUGGUGCGUAUGAUUUAACAGCUAUGAACAGCUGUCAUAUAUAAUUAUUAUCAACCUACAUCUGCAGAUACAUGUAUUAGGGUUUGGGGGUGCUGUUGGUUCUCUGUGCAAGGUUGCCUCCCUUUGCAGUGCUAGGCUCUGCUGGUGAAGAUUAACCUUGAUUAAGAUCCUCAGUCUGACACUGUCAGCACCCCACACAUGCUGAUCUGACUUGACCAAAGUGGUAAACGUCAAUAACCUUAUUCACUUUGGUCUUUCCUCCCACAUGAGGUGACAGGCAUGACAUGUUCCAAGGAAUGUAAUCCCGAGUCGGCCACCCCCUCACAUGUGAAUGGUCAAAGGGGAGCUAUAUGUGAAGUGUAUUCCUGUGCUCAUGAAAUUUACAACUGGUAAAUGUCAAUGACUUCUGUCACUUUGGGCUUUCUCCCAUUUAGUUGAAAAGCCAUGAUCUGACGGAGAUACUGUUAAUAAGAAAACAUAAAACUUUGUGGAUAACAACUUCUGGUUUAUUGGCGCAAGUGACGUUUCGCUGUAGAUUCUUACAGUUUUCAGCUGUAAUGCCAAUUUAAACAGAAAUAUUAUUCAAACAGUGCCAAACCUAACGCAGUUGACACACUCACUCACUCUCUUGGUAAAUAUAUAGGUGGGGGACACGGGUGUCCCAGGCGUCUAAGGCCCCGCAAUUCGCUGUGCAGAGUUGCAUCCCUUCAACACAUCAGAAACCUCAGUUUGUGGGCUCGAAUCCCUGUUCGCCCUGAUUAUGUUUCUAGGUUUGACAACACAAUCCCCAUGCUAGUGGGUUUCACCAAAGUGGUAAACAUCAAAGACCUGCACCACUUUGGGCUUUCCUCCACAUUAACCUCACACACCAUGAUAUAACUGAAAUACUGUUCAAAGCAGCAUUAAGCCCAACUGAACACACUAAUAAUGUACAGAUGGAUAUAUCAAGUAAGUGCCAUCAGUUACUUUGGUUUUAUUUGUUGCCGCUUUGGGAAAAGUGGUCAGUGCAUAGAACAUGGAACUCCAAACUUGCUGAUUUGCUGUGAAAUCAUUCCCUUUUGUAGUGGAUUGAUGUUCCCACUUUCCAUCUCUUGACUUCAAGUUUCAUCUCUAUCUCCGAGAGACCCCCUCCGUGGUCUAGUGGUAGAGCGUCCGCCCGGAAAGCGGAAGGUCCGGGGUUCGAUCCCCGACCGCGUCAUACCAAAAGACGUUAAAAGAUGGCACUUGUUGUUACCCUGUCUGGCGCUCGGCAUUAAGGGGCUAAAACAAGGACUGGUCGGCUCGGAGUCAGUAUACUGUGUCUGAGUGGGGUAUUCAUGUUAAACUGCGACAUGGUAUCUCAGUGAGCUAGCACUAUAAAUCAGCAUCAGUCCGGACUAGUACAAGCAGCCACACUAACACACACACGUACAUGCACGUCGCUAUAUAAGUGCAAUAAUCUUGGAUGCGACGUUAAACCCCAUUUCACCUCACCUAUCUCCAAGACUGCAGAUCACAAUGAGAGCCAAUAGCAGUGAACUGCUCUCCCUGAGUUACCCAUGUGUUUGUGAUUUAUUUCCAAACCAAACUUAGAAUGUUUUUUGUCUAAUAUGUUGUCUUUGCAUAUCUCAAGACACAGGGACCAUUUAUGAGUCUGUCUUUUUUGCAUAUCAUUUUGUGUAAGCUAGUUGUAUAUGGAUGCAAUAUGGUACCAUUUUGUGAUGGUAUAUUAAACAAUGUUCUGCUUGUCUCAUUGAAGUGAAUUUUGACUUUCUUUCUGAAUGGGUACUAGCAACUGAAUGUUUUGUUUAAAAAGAAUAUUGGUACAUUCUGUGUAGAAUUAUCAUUUUGAGUUUAUAUGCUGUUAUCUGUUUUUUUAUAUCAAAAUACAUUAUUCUGUUUAUUUUUGCAGUUUCUUGGUUGUGGUAUUUUAAGGUUUCAUUCUGAGUUGUGAUUUUAUUACAUAAUAUUCUUAUGACAUAAUCAAAAUCCAUGAUGCAAUUAUUGUCUUUUGUUAAUAUCUCCUUCAAUCAGAUUUCAAAUACAUUUAAAUGUAUGUUUUGCUAAAUUCAAAUUAAAUUGAAAAUUUUCACAAUGUUUUUCUAGACUGUAAUAUUCGUCAAAUACAAAAUCAUUUCAAAUUGUAUUCGAAAGAGUUUAUAUAUUCUUAUUACAUUGUUAAAUGAUCUAUAUGAGUUUAGCAGAUAAGCUGAUCACCACGCUUAAUCAAAUAUAUUUUGAGACAAUGAAAUGUGAAUUGUGAUCUUUAUUGAGAUUUAUUCAUAUUUGUGCACAAACCCUGCUGUUCAGAUGAUUGAAUCUCAAAGUUCAUAACUUCAAGCACUGUAGGUUGUUUGGGAAUGGUAUCGCUGAGAUUAGCAGGGCUUCACAUGUUGCUGUGAAGACAGUUAAGCAGUGAUUAGGGACAGUGGUGUAACCUAAUAGUAUUCCCUUGUCACUCUGGAGGCCUGGGUUUCAUUGACACAUUGGUACAAUAUGUGAAGCCCAUUUCACAUGUUCCUCGCCAUGAUGUUGCUGAAAUAAUGAUAAACGCUACUUAAAAACCUUACUCCCCCAACAACUGUCAGACUUUUAAGUCUGAAAACUAUAGAGGUGUUAACAGGAACUGGUAGAUGUAUUAGUACAACAGGUUUCUGGGUUAUGCAUUUCACCUCUUCUCUGACUGUACAUUGUGCAUAUCGUGUUUAGUUUGUCAUCCAUUCCCAUCAUUCAACAUAUCAGUGUUCAUUUCACCAGCACAUCUGAGCGUAAACUCUGUAUAUAUUUGUAAUAUGUUUUUAUCAUGUUUUUCAUCCUCCUCUUUGUACAUGAUCUCACAUCCUUUAGUUUGAAAAUGACAUUUACAUAAAGUAAAAAAUACACUAUUCCAUCUAAAAUGUAUAAGUGAUAGAAAUAUUGUCAAGACAUGGAUUGACAAAGAUUCGUUGAUGUCAGUCAUUUGAUAUGUUUUGUGGCCCAUUGUAUAAUGGGAUAACAGUGAGAUUGUCAUCCCUGCAUAAAGAAGUUCAUUCAAGAUGCAGUGGGAAGGAUUUAAUGGAUGCUCUGACUUAGAAAUAAUCUAAGUAGUGUGAUGCCAACAUAACCAUCCUCGUUUGUUGCAGCACAUUAUUGAUCUUUGUUACCAUGGUUACAGUUUUAUGUGUUUCAUGUUUCUGAAGCUAGAGAUGUUUCAGUAUCACCCUUGGGUUAAUCACCUAAUACCUGGGUACCGUUCAGUGUCAUAAAUCUCAUAUUUUUCAAUGGAGAAUAUGAUUGAAAUAAAAAAGAAUUUAAUCUUGCAAAUAUGAUUUUGUAUUCAGUGUGAAUGCACCUUAAUCAUUAAUACAAAUUCUUGACUUCUUAAUCCUGAGACAUUGACAAAUUCUUAUGUAAGAGUGUCAUUGUACAAAAUAUUUUCCCAGGACACAUUUGUUGAUUUCAUUUAUGCAUCCUAUCCCUGACCAUCAGUUGCUGUUACACCCAGGUACUGCAGCAUUUAGUGAUUAUUGAAGGGACACUACCCUAGUUUGCUAAUGUUUCAUCCAUUAGACUUACUUUUCCAACAAAUGCAAAAUUACACCCAAAUAUUACUUUAUAGUUCAGACUUUUAGAAUGCUUGUAUGCAAUGAUGGUGAUGUAUUUUUGUUUUUUUAUGUGACUAUUUGAAAGAAUCAUCAUGUGUCAGGGAUGGGGUGUUUGAUGGGAGAUCUCCAUCACUGCUGUUGUAUGUCACUGCCACAACCCUCCAUCAGGGACGAUAUAGUAGAGUGUAUUCCACACCCUUUUUGAGAUAGAUUGUAAAAUAAUAUUGUUAGUAAUACUUUAGAAUUAACAAAUUUUGAUACCCUCUCCCCUAUAGGAAUUUAAAAGGUGGUUUCAGCUGCUAUUGCUGCAGUUACAUUUAUUUUUAUAAAGCAGAUUACUUGCUUACAAUCAAAUAUGUACAGUUUGAUUGAUUUGAUCAAUUUUGGUACUUUAAUAAGUCCAGUUUUCAAGUGAAAGACUGUUUCCCAUCACAUCAACCAACCCAUGCUUGCUGUAAAAGGCGACUCUGCUUGUCCUUAGAGGCGACUUACGGGAUCAGGUGGUCAGGCUCGCUGACUUGGUUGAUGCAUGUCAUCGAUCCUAAUUGCGUGGAUCGAUGUGCAUGAUGUCAAUCACUGGAUUUUAUGGCCCAGACUCGAUUAUUUAUAGCCCGCCGUCAUUUAGCUGGAAUAUUGCUGAGUGUGGCGUUAAACAACAAACAAAGAAACCAUCACUUCCCAAUGCUUAGGAGAUAUUGGGUUAUCAUGUAAAAUACAUGUCUAAUGUGCAUUGAUUUAUGUCAGAAUUUAUUCAUAAUGUUUUAACAGUGCAUAACAGUGAACACUAGUGUGAGUUAAUGCUGUUUCAAAGUGGAAAACAAACAGUUUCCUUUUCUUUCCCCCAAAAACAUAAUGACAAACAGGACAUAUUCGUUAUGGCCUUAUUCAACCUAGAUGUAUUUUGAAAACUGAUCAUCUUUACAUAUUGAUCAAAUAUGCCGCAAUAGCAUGUGAGCCUUGUAUAGCAACUGAAUCCACAUAGCCACCUAUGGUUAUAUUGGUAGGUCAGGCUCCCUGACUUGGUUGAUGCAUGUCAUUGAUCCCAAUUGCGUUGAUCGAUGCUUAUUUUGUCAAUAACUGGAUUGUCUGGUCCAGACUCGAUUCCUUACAGACCACCGUCUUAUAGCUGGAAUAUUGCUGAGUGCGGCAUUAAACAACAAACAAACAAACAUAUUGUUAUACCAGAUAGGUCCUUGCUGUGUGCUAUGGUCUAGCAGCAGCCAGUUUGUCUUGAAUAAGGGACCAUCCAUUUCAUAUUCUGUACAUACAUUAAUCAACACACAAAAAACAAUCAUUCACUGAACAUGCAAAUGACCUGAAAAAAGUGUGUUGUAAAAAUAACAUGGUUGCUUAGCUCCUACCUAAGGGGGCGGUCGGGUAGCCUAGUGGUUAAAGCGGUUGCUUGUCACGCUGAGGACCCAGGUUCGAUUCACCGACAUGGGUACAAUGUGUGAAGCACAUUUCUGGUCUCCCCCAGCAGUGAUAUUGCUGGAAUAUUGCUAAAAGCGGCAUAAAACCAAACUCACACACUCCUACCUUUGGACACAAAAAUUGAAUGUAUGACCAGAAUAUUUAAUGGUUGUUCCCUUCAAGUUUUUGAGUUGAUGAGGUUUAACUGUAGUACAUAGAUUUUCCUGCAAGUAGCUUCAUGCUAGCCUUAUAGUGCUGUAUUCCUGUCAUACAGUAGCAGCAAAUCUGAUGGUAUUUUGUUACAAUUUACACCCCUUUUCUAACAAAGCAGCUUGUUUGAUAGUAUUAAAUAUGUUACCAGUG